Messenger RNA from Trypanosoma cruzi, 1020 nucleotides. RefSeq lists its product as uncharacterized. The transcript has a single exon. The coding region runs from base 1 to 1020 and encodes 339 amino acids. The record is from RefSeq and is a predicted model, not a curated record. NCBI's taxonomy places the organism in Eukaryota, Euglenozoa, Kinetoplastea, Trypanosomatida, Trypanosomatidae.
AUGCGGUUGCAGCUUUUAUUAAUUAUUUUUUUUUUUUCCUCUUUUCCUUAUUGCCUUUCUUUUUUUUUUUUUUUUGGUUUCAUUGGUGUGUGGGUGGAUGGAUGGGCGCAUCCAAACAAACGCAACCAAAAACAACAACAAAAAGGGGUUGAGGUGACGCACGAGGAGGGAAAAAAAGAGGAAGUGGCGGGGCGAGCUGUGCAAUUUGGUGGCGUGCGGCCUUUUUUUGCGUGCGUGUGCCCACAUAGACGUUUUGAAUCGAUAGAAGAGGCAAUGCUAAGAACCGUUGUGCCACUGCAUAACAGCAGGAAGCUGGCGCUGCGUUUCUUUCAGACGGAGCAGCGGAAGAACACCAAUCUUCACGGUCUAUCGGCUGUUCAGAAGAAGAAGGUGAUUUUGAAAAUGUUUAAACAACUCACCAGGGAGGAUAUGGAUGCCCUCAAGAAGAGGGCUGCCGCUUGGGAGGCUAAAAAAAUAAGCGGAGAGACGGCGAUUCCAUCGUACCGACGUCGGAAUGAGAUUACACCGUAUGAGCUCUUCUACAAGGAACAGCUGUCGAAUCCCUCCAUUGCAUCCAUUGCAUCCCCUGGCAUCCGAGAGAAGAAGUUGUUUGCCAUCUUUAAUUCCCUGCCCGAUGCCACGAGGGAGGCGCUUGAGAAGCGUGCAAGAGAGCUGUCACAAGGUAUGGCCUUGAGUGAUUCCCCGCCGCCGUCAGGGAAAAAGCCCUCAGCUAGCAAGAAGAAGAAGAAGCGGAUUACGAUUAAAACCAGCAGCAAGAGUCGCAGCAUGACGAGUCAAGGAGCUUCCGUGGGGAAGAAAAAGAAAAGAACCGUCACAAAGACCAAGGUAUCACCGUACGCGGCGUUUGUGAAGGAGCAGAUGCCUCAUAUGACGCACCUCCCAACCAAAGAACGGAUGAAAGCCAUUGCCGAGAAGUGGAAUUCAAUGAAGACGGAAAAUGCAGUAGAAAAAUCGAAGCCGGAAAAUACUGCAGCUGCUGAUCCUGCACCACCGUCAUAA